Molecule: messenger RNA, 1614 nt
Organism: Peniophora sp. CBMAI 1063
Lineage: Eukaryota; Fungi; Basidiomycota; Agaricomycetes; Russulales; Peniophoraceae
Source: the annotation of a GenBank genome assembly
AUGUCUACUCAGAUCGCAACUACGCCUUCGCCUGCAUACGACUUCCUCGCCUACCCUCCUCCCUCGCGUUACCCCACCUCCACCUCCGCCCCGCGCCAGCGUUCGGUGACCGUCAGCACGACCAUCUCCACCUGGGCCGCCCGCGUCACACCCGGCUCACCCGCCGCACCCUCUCCUCCAGCCUCUGCGACCAGCAACGGCAAACCAGGACUGAGCCCACGCUUCCCCUCGGCGCGCUCGCCCGUCGCGCAGUCCAUCCGCGCCGUCUCGGCCUCUUACGUCUCUGUACAUACACCCAGCCUCAAGGACUUCAAGCACACCGACCUCGCCGCUCUAGGAUACGCGUUCGCUGUAGUUCCGCUUCCGACACCUACGACGCCCCAUUCCGGUGUGAUGGGCACUGCGCCGAAGCCCGCCUCUCUCGCGAUACCCACUCCCCCAUCCCCGUCGCCCUCGACGUUCUCCACCAAGUCCAAAUCGAACAAGAAGAAGCGCGGCCUCGCCGGCCUUUUCCGCUCUGGGACCCGCGCGAAGUCGGCUGCUCCUGUACGCCGCAGGGGGUCACUCGCCGGCUCGCCUACGACGCGCGCACACAAGAUCGCGGAUGCGAAGCGCAGGCAGUACGCUGCUGUUGCGCCCGCACUCGAUGCGGAUCUGCGUCUCGUACAGCUCAUGGACGGCGGCGCGUUCGAGGACGUUGUCUCCUCGCACCAGACGCGCGCUGCGCACUCGCUCGCAAAGCCCAAGAAUGGCGGGCGCGGCGAGGAGAUCGUCGGCGCUGUGCACCGUAACGACGAUGGUGCCGUGUACCGCGACGCGUACGAGCCGGUCGAGUACGAGCACCUGCUCGAGGGCGCGCACGCCCGCACACCGAGCGACGUGAACUGGGUCGCAUUCGAGACGCCGCGUUCGAGCAUCUCGCACUCGUCUGGCGCUGUAUCCGCCGUUCCCGCCGGGGAGGCCGUGUACAGGCCGACUCGCGCUCGGGAGAACAGCACUGACUCUAUCCCCAUGCUCGACCCGGCACCCGCCCCGCGCCGUCGUACAAGCGAAGACUCCAACGCUUCAAGCGCAAGCAAGAAGUUGCCUCUCUUAGCCAUCCCCGUCCGCGCGCAACGUAAAGCGGCACAUCUCCUCGCACCGGGGUACGCCGAUGCAUCGACAUUCUACGUCCCUCCUACGCCCCGCACGCCCAAGAGCCCGAAAUCGCCCAAGUCUCCGAAGAUGCCGCGGGCGAGGGGCCGCGACCGCCGUCGUCCCGCGCCGCUUAACAUCCCGCUCCCGGCGCCGAUGGACGUGAGCCCUGUCGAGUCGCCUUCGCCUCGCACGUUGUUCCUCCAGGACUCGUUCGCGCCAUCUCCUUCGGCCGGUGGGCCUGUCCGUCGCACGCGUUCGCGUUCGCGCUCCCAGUCGCGCGCCAGGGCUGGGAGGCCUAUGCCCGCGCCUACGCAGGCUGUGCCGCCCGUCCCGCCUAUGCCGCGCGAGGUGCUCGACUUUGGCGUGAUCGCUAUGGACGUGGACGCGCCUACUACGGUGCCGCAUCGCGGGCUGGCUAAGAAGCCUUCAAGGAUGAAUCUCGCGAUGCGCUCGAUGUUCGGCAAGCGCAAGGACUAG